UGUAGGCCUCACUGUCUCACGAAUGGGUCUCUGGUGUUUGAGGAUGUCGCUCUCAGGAUUACACCGAGAACGGCUGUGGACGAGCUGGUUAUAUAUAUCCUCAUGGACGACCUGACUUCCCAAAAGAGAUCGGUAACGGCACACAACCGCUGCACACUUUCUUCCCAACUUCAAGUUCCUCCUACAUCAACCUCGCUUUCAAGAACAACAUCACCUCUCAUCAAACCAUGUCACAUCCCAAGCCAAACAAUAUGGCGCCCGCCGCAUCGAAUGGCCAGUACCAACACUUUGUCCCCCAGUUCCUUCUCAAGAACUUCGCCCACAGGGUCCCCAAGGCACCCAAAGCACCCAAAGGAACUCCAAAGCCCAAGUAUGAGAAGGGCAUGUUUCCGGGAGACCUGGUGAUCAGCAGCCUCGAUAUGACCCAGGACGCCGCCGCCUUCACCGAGAAGCCCGUUUCCAGGAUUUUGGGGCAGAUCAACAUGUACGACGACUUCAUCACGAAGCCGGACAAAGAGCGGAGACAUGUUGAGAAAUUGUUGUCCAGACUUGAGGCUCAGGCAGCCCAGAUCGUCACCAAAGUCACCAAAGCCUUGGAAGCCAAGGAGCCCGCAGUCCGUCUCAUGUGGGAUGAACGCUCCCUGCUCCGCAAGUUUCUCUUCCUCAUGAGAUAUCGCAACAUCGUGUUUUAUAAGCGCUUCCACCACGAAAACUCAACCGAAUACUCCGAUCAAGACCGGGAACAGCUCCGCGAAUACAUGGCCGAGAAUCCUCAGUUCAAAACACCCAUAGAUGUAUGGUUGAAUAACAUCAAAACCAUCGUCGAGCUCGAAAUAGAUCCAGAGUUCAAGUGGGCCCGCGAAAUCGGCAAACAUAUGUAUCCCGACGAUGCUCAAUGGUUCCUCUACAACCUCCAGUGCAAUACAAUGGCAUUUUGCGUCCCAUCGAACCCCGAAGAAGAAUUCAUCCUCACUGACAACAGCUACACGGUCUCCGAUGAGGUGCAGGUGUUCGCUCGAAACGUCCGAUCGGACCGUAUUGAGACACUUGCGCGGGCACCUUUUCACGAGUUUGUGCCAGUAUCCCCCAAGCUCAUGAUCGUUCUUCGCUCCCAGUACUUGUCUGAGCCACUAGAGGACAACUGCCCGGAGGUCAAGGCUAGAAGGGAAGCACACCGAUCCCUUGCUUUUGCAGGAUUUGGCCCUGUUCAAAGUGUGCUGGAGGAUCUUCCUAUCGGCAAACCACACAACAGCCACGUCAAGGUUGUUAAUGGUCGUUUGUGCCUGCGAGAUGGCGAAGACGGCUGUCAGAGAAGAGAUCACAGCUAUCUUUUCCAUUUUUUCUCAGUUGAAAGCCGCCACGUCAACACGAUCAACUCGAUUCUUUUAGACAAGUGCGUACAUUGUACUAGUCUCAUCUUCAACUCCAAAGACGCCUUCGGAAAGACGCUCGAAUGGUAUCUGACUGCCCCAUUGGAGUACGGCAAGACGUUGAUCGGGGAGAACGCAGAUCUGCGUGAGAAGAUUUUGAUGAAACUGGAAGUGAUUUCCCGGUCGUUUGGUUCGAAGAAGGAAACAAAGUGGACAAGGGUCAAUAAGUGUCAUGUGGCUGCUGACCACGAGUACAGUCGACUUGUGGACCAGCAAGUGAGGAGGGACUUCAACAGACUUUUGAGUGGCAAGACGGACAAAAAGCCACUCUGGAUUGACGGGAUUCGCGCUGCUAUCGAUGAGGGGGUGGAACAACCAGAGUCGAGCCACGAAGGAACUUCCCCUGGAUUUACACCCACCCCACAAUACCGGAUGUUAGGCGGCUCUGUCCACACCGUAGAAAAGGACAAAGAGCAAACUCUCUUGAUGAUGACGUUGCGCAUCAAGAUUGACUACUGGUCGCGCGGAGUAGAUGAGAAAAUUCGCCAACGCAACCGAGACCUGCUUAUCGCCGAAUACCUACGAAUGCCCGCUCGAAGACUAUGGGGUUAUAUGAGGAUCGUGAGGUACAUGUACCUGAGUGAUUCUUUCUUCAUACCCAUCAGACUAAAGCCUGAACAGCCGGAGGACGCCGUCAUAUAUGCCAAGGACUUGAUUGAACCAAACAGUUUGACUUACCUAAUCUAUAAAGCUGUACAAUUUGAUAUUGAACUGCGCAAGCGACCCCAUGUCGAUAUAUGGGGUGAGCUCUCACCGGACUCGGAAAGCAUGGCAUUGAUGACAGAGUUAGCAUUCAGGGUUCAAGGUACCGAAUCCAUUCUCAACUGCGGAAUCCCCAUCAUCGAAAACCUCGCCGCCUCUCUCGUCUCCCAAACCCCCUUCGCCGGCAUGGCCCUAGGCAUCUGGUCCCGGAACCCGCGAAACCCCAACUACCACCCGUCUCCCUCCCCGGACUUCGAGUCCAACCUCGAAGCCUCCCUCUCCCUCUUCAACAUCCUCCACCGCACCGAGCUCGCCUUGCGCGUCAUCUGCCGGACCCGCUUCCUCGGGAUAAUGGAAUCCGAGCGUUCAAAGCAUAACCUACACCCACAGACGCUGCAGGAUCUGAAGAAAGUCUUCUUCACCGCCGUUUAUCCAACUCCCCCAGAUGAUUGGAGGUAUCGCUUCUGGUGAGGAUGACGAUAGUGAUGAUGAUGACGAGUACGCAUAAGGAAACGGCGUCGGCCCCGUCCCAGCCCCUUGAUGCCCUUGAUUCUUGUGAUCAAACUGGAUUUGACAAACCGCCGUCGGACUCUCAGUACAAGUACUAGCGACGUAAUACGAAGUGGUCGUAGUCGCAGCGGUGGUGAGGGUGGUGGCGAUGUUGAUGGGCACGUC
This is a messenger RNA of Neurospora tetraspora, 2807 nucleotides long. RefSeq lists its product as uncharacterized. The coding region runs from base 228 to 2603 and encodes 791 amino acids. The record is from RefSeq and is a predicted model, not a curated record. The transcript has 5 exons. Lineage: Eukaryota; Fungi; Ascomycota; Sordariomycetes; Sordariales; Sordariaceae.